AUGGUUAUUGGCGCAUUGAGAUUUCAAGCCGCUCUCUUGAUUGAACUUGUCGAUCAAAAGUCAAUGACAGCGAUAGAAAGGGCAGAAGUUAUUGAAAGCAUUUGGCCUGCUAUAGAAAAUGCUAAUUUGACAUGUCCAGCACACGCCAGAAUUGCAAAAUCUCAUGUUCUUUUCACGGAACCAGGGCGUCCUAUUCUUAUGUCGGCGAGAGGAACUAUACAACGAAGUCCCACAUCACGAGAAUAUGCUUCUGAGAUAGAGAAGUUAUAUGGCGAUGCUGAUAAGAUGUCUGCAUACAGUGCAGAUGUUGAGGCAGUGUAUAAACUCUUACAUCUAGCUGUUCUUAAGGUCACCAAAUGGGAUGAGGUCAAAAUACAAGAUGAAGAUGAUUCGUUCGUUCAAGGAGUGGAUUUUCUGCAGGCGUUGCAACUCAUUCGACAUCUAAAAAAGGCUCUAAACAAGCCCGAUCUCGCAAUCUCUAUCUUGUACGCCAAUCCUUCUAUUGCUCAGUUACUAUAUUCGAUUGUUACUACGUCUAAGGAUGAGCCGAACAUAAAUAUAUUGAAUGCGUCGAAUCGCCAUCGUGAGAUUGAGGAAACUCUCCAACGAUACAUUCAACUUGUUGACAGAAUCUCUAGUAAGCAUGAGUUUGGGAAAAAGUUAUCCACAGUCAAUGAACACGUAGUCAUUUUGACGGGCUCAACUGGUUCUCUUGGAUCAUACAUCCUAAGGACAUUGAUGCAAGAUAAAUCCGUAUCACAUAUUUAUUGUUCAGAUCGAACGUCCUCUGCCCGUUCCCGCCGUCAAGAAAAGUAUAAGAACAACAACGAAUCCACAGAUUUCUCAACCUCUAAAGUUACGUACCUCAAGAUAGAUCUCUCUAAAUCCGGUUUGGAAGUCGAUAACGAAACAUGCAAACGAAUUCAAAGUUCUGCAGCAGAUAUCAUCCACAGUGCUUGGCCAGUAAACUUCAACCUCUCUCUUGAAACACAUAAGCCACAACUUGACGGGAUUAUCAAUCUUCUAUCUUUCGUCUCCACAAUUCCACAUCAUGUCUCUCUUCUGUUCUUAUCAUCCAUCAGUUCUAUAUUAGGUCUCGAAUCAACAUCCAUACCCGAGAUGAUUAUCGACGAUACAUCGGCACCCCUCCCAAUGGGCUACGCAAAGAGUAAAUUCAUCUCCGAAUGUAUUCUCGACCACGCUGCUAGGGGAAUUAUCUAUCGACAUCAAGGUUGCUCGUGUCCUGCUUACACAUCUGGUGUGUGGAAUAGAUCUGAGUGGAUGCCGAGUCUAGUGAUUACUUCUUACAAUACAGGAUUUUUACCAGAGAACCUUGGUAUUGAUCUCUUACUCAACACAGAUCUCAAAGCUUCCGAAUUGGGUGCUAGUAUAUUCCAUCCGCUGAAUCAAACUCCUACGACGUGGAAUACUAUACUCCACGUCAUUUUGAAUACCUUGAAUUCUUUGAAUCCCAAAGUCACUCUUGCAACAAUCUCUUACACAGUCUGGCUUCGGAAAUUGAAAGAUACGACGAGAAAAAUUGUAUCUGGUACUACGCAGUUGGAAGAGAUAUUGGAAAAGUAUCUAGCGAUUAAACUGCUUGAAUUUUCUGAGACGUUGCCGGAGACGAAAUGGUCGGAUAAAGAUGUGGAGAAGGCGAUAGAAUAG
Botrytis porri is the source of this 1668-nucleotide messenger RNA. RefSeq lists its product as uncharacterized. NCBI's taxonomy places the organism in Eukaryota, Fungi, Ascomycota, Leotiomycetes, Helotiales, Sclerotiniaceae. The coding region runs from base 1 to 1668 and encodes 555 amino acids. The record is from RefSeq and is a predicted model, not a curated record. The transcript is spliced from 4 exons.